GUGUCCCUAGGCGGGGCGCCGCCGCCAGCUGGCGGCGGUUGGCCGUAGGCGGCGGCGAGGGCCGGGGCUCCGGGGUGAGCGCCCGGGGCGCACGGACUGCAGCAGUUGGCUACGACGUCUGCGCGAGCUCUCCAGGCUCGCCAGCUCCUGGUUGAGCACCCGCAGCUCAUGGACGCUCCGCAGCGCCCGCCGCGCCCCGCGCCGCCACCGCCUGCCCCGCGCCGCUCGCCGCCCGGGCUCCCACCGGGCUCCAACACAGGAGACGUCCUGCAGCAGAUCAUGGCCAUUACCGACCAGAGCCUGGACGAGGCGCAGGCCAGAAAGCAUGCUCUGAAUUGCCAUCGGAUGAAGCCUGCGCUCUACAGUGUGCUCUGCGAGAUCAAGGAAAAGACAGUGUCGAGCAUCCACGGCAUUCAGGAAGUGGGCCCCCCUGAUGCUCAGCUCCUGAGGCUGGAUAACAUGCUGCUGGCCGAGGGCAUGUCCAGGCCUGAGAAGCGAGGGAGGGGAGCAUCGGCAGCGGCCAACGCAGCAACGCCAGGAGGCCAUCCAAACGAGGGUGGCCUUGAGCACUCUGACUACAGGGCCAAGCUGUCCCAGAUCCGACAGCUGUACCACUCGGAGCUAGAGAAAUAUGAACAGGCCUGCCGUGAGUUCACCAUGCACGUCACCAACCUCCUCCAGGAGCAGAGCAGGAUCAGGCCCGUCUCGCCCGCGGAGAUAGAGCACAUGGUGGGGAUCAUCCACGGCAAGUUCCACAGCAUCCAGAUGCAGCUGAAGCAGAGCACCUGUGAGGCUGUGCUGGCCCUGCGCGCGAGGUUCCUCGACGCCAGGCGUAAGCGGCAGAAUUUCAGCAAGCAAGCCACAGAGGUGCUGAAUGAAUACUUUUAUUCCCAUCUGAGCAACCCAUACCCCAGCGAAGAAACCAAAGAGGAGCUGGCCAGGAGGGGUGGCAUCACGGUCUCCCAGGUCUCCAACUGGUUCGGCAACAAAAGAAUUCGGUAUAAAAAGAACAUGAGGAAGUUUCAAGAAGAGGCUACCAUCUACACAGCCAAGACAGCAGUGGACGCCACAGAAGUCAGGGGCCCAGGGCGCCAGGCCAGCCCCCCAUCGAUGUCCCACUCCAGCUCCUCUGGCCCGUUUCCGCUGACCGGCCCCGGGGACGCACUUAUCCGCCUGCAGACGCUGGCCUGCCUCCAGCCCACCCCCCGGGAAGGCGGCCUUCUGGCCCAGGUGAGUCUGUGGCCCAACCCCGAGGCCUGUGGGGUCCCCGACCCAGUGACGAGCAGGCCUGGAGCCCCCGUGGGUGUCUGGUCCUCGGGACUUUGGUCUCCGCAGGCUCUCGUGAAGGGCAUGACGACCAGCUGGGCCUGCCAGGCCGUCAUCACGGGGAUGGUGCAGGCAGGCGGAGCCCCUCCAGGGCACCUUGGGCACAGAGGGCCACUCACCAGAGACCUCAGUCCUCACAGGACUCAGUGGGCAUGGCAGGCUCUGCCUGUUGGGAAGGGGCCCUCCCUCCCCGAGGAGGCAGAGGGUGGGGUGGGAAAACGAGGCCCUGAUGGUCUGAAGGUGCAGCCCCCGAGCUCAGAGCCUUCAGCAUGCCUCACCGUCCCGGCCACCCCCUCCGCUGGCACCCAGCUGGGCCAGAGUGAAGGUCCAUUUUGGCGACUGGGAAGAGCAUGGGCCUCGGAUCCCGACUCUCAGGAUGUGCCCUCAGGAACUUUCUCAGAGUGCGGGACACCAUCCCUCUCGAGGGCCCUGGAGCCUCCUGGCCCCCCACUGACAGCCACCGCGGGGGCAGCUAGGGGGCCUGGCCCCACACUCAGUGCUGUCCUGCGGAGCUAUGCAGGUACAGGUGUAACACGGGCACGCAGCAGUGGGCAGGGUCUUACGCAGCCAGACUGUUUGCUUCAGAGACAAAUCUCCCUCCUCAGUGUACCCCUCUUAAAGAUGCAGGGAAUGGAUGUCCCCUGGUGCAGGGCAUGCCGUCACCAUGGCAACCCCACAGCCCACAGUGAGCACCUGGCAGAGCCAGCACUCUGUUGUCACCAGGUGGCCAGUUCAUCCUGCCCUGCACGUGCCCAAGGCCCAGGGCCGCGACCACAGUAGGAGCAAGCCUGUGAGAGUGACUCAGUGUGAGGGGUCCGUGGACCGGGGGCCGGGUCCUGUCGGCCCCACGGAGUAAGUGGGAAAGCGUGGGAUGUGGUGUGCACACCCAGCUGUGCCCCAGUCCCCUGGCGUGGGCAGGCACAGAUGCUCUUCCCGAGAGAAGGUCUCCAGGCUGAGCACCCCGCUCCCCUACCACCCCCCACCCCGCUGGGCGCCGACUCCUCAGCCCUGAGCUGCCCUUUGGCUCCCAGGCCCACACUGGGCCCCAGCCUGUCACCUCCCAGGCCUGCCCGGUGAGUCCUCCCCUCCUCACUCACGUCUUCCUGCUGAGGUCACAGGCCUGCGGAGCCCGCCCGAGGGCAGAGCGUGUCCCCCUGCGGCCAGCGUCCCCGCCCCAGGCGCUUUCAGACUGAGGCUGAGUGCAGCAGCGCUGGCCUCCCGAUUCUCUUGCCCAGCACUGUCCUCAGGCACGUGUGGGAGGUAACAGCUGUGGGGAGAGGGGGAAGGGAGCAGGGUCUUGGGCAUCGAGGGGCUGGAUGAAGGCAGGAAGGUUCAGCCUGUUCAGGAAAGUUUGAGAGUGAGAGGGGAGAAGGGGAGCUUGUACAUCAUUGCUCUCACGGGCUGCACACAGGACUCACCUUGGAGCAGACAGCCAUCAUCAACAGUGGUUUCCAUGAUGGUGUGGGGUCUGUGGACGAACACCCCACGGUCACGUGUGCCCAGUACAUCCCCCCCAGCCAGCGGCCAUGGGCCCUCCCAUGUCAGGCGGGUCCUGCUGGGUUCCUGAACCUCUUGCUGCUCAGCACAUCUCGCCAGGGUCUUUCAGGGCCCACUGUUAGCUCCGGGCCUGCCUGGGUCUCCCUCCCCCUCAGAGCACGUGCCACGGUGCCCCGUCCCUCCCCUGCCAGCGCCCCGCCAGCGGAAGCCAGACCCCGCCAAGGAAGCACAGCCAUGUGGAGGCCAGCUGCACCUCAGGGCAGAGCCCUGCGCCCCCUGGUCCCCUGGCUCCUCUCACAGUCCUCAGCACGUUCUAAGGGACGUGGAGGCUGGACGGGCCACCAGUCUUCACGCACACCCCCCACACUGAGUCCUGUCUGUCUUUUCAGCCCAGGAGCGGCUGGCAGGUGAAGCAAAUGCCAACCACUUCACCCGCUGGCAACCCCGGCAGUGUCCCCUCAGACGCAUCUAAUCAAGUGUUGGGGCGAGCAGAAAAGAGGACGCUGUGACCUGCCGCGGUUCCCUGGCCCUCGAGUUCCUUCAAAACCCCAGAGCUGACAGCAGAGGGCGCUCCCUAAGCCGCCGGCCAGACACACUGACUCCCCGCUUAUCAGCUGGGAUUUGAAACAGCUUGAGAUGCUGCUUGCUCUCCCAACUCUUGUUUUUAUAUUUAUACAUAUAUAUAUACAUACAUAUAGUAAUUUUAUGAUUAAGACUAGGAACUAUUUCUACAAGAAAUUCUGGCACCAAUUCUGCCAUUAAAAUUUUGAACUGAUUUUAAUUUUGCCACCGUUCACCCCAGAUUUGUUGCGGGCAGUGGCUGACGACGCCAAGUGCAGUUGCUCGAGUUGUGACCUUUUGCUCACUGGUCCGUCCCGGUGCCAACUCGCCCAGACACUGCCUCCCACCCUGACUUGUGUUAUGAAUAUGCAGUUUUGGUUUAAGUCUGUUGUGAGCUCAGGGUUUUACCAGAAUUAGUUUGGCACUUCUCUUUCUUCCGUUAAUACAAGUUCUACCAUUUUCGGCUGAAAUGUCAUUCGAGACAAUAAACUUCCCAAGCGCUUUCCUGCCUCUGUGCUCUUGAAAUCCCGCUGGCCUGAGGUUCGGUGCUCAGCGUGCCCCGCCUCCCAGGCGU
This is a messenger RNA of Capra hircus (goat), 3958 nucleotides long. It is a transcript of the gene PBX4, whose product is annotated as PBX homeobox 4. The coding region runs from base 169 to 2106 and encodes 645 amino acids. Lineage: Eukaryota; Metazoa; Chordata; Mammalia; Artiodactyla; Bovidae. The transcript is spliced from 7 exons. Gene Ontology annotation, molecular function: DNA-binding transcription factor activity, RNA polymerase II-specific; RNA polymerase II cis-regulatory region sequence-specific DNA binding. Gene Ontology annotation, cellular component: nucleus. The record is from RefSeq and is a predicted model, not a curated record. Gene Ontology annotation, biological process: animal organ morphogenesis; embryonic organ development; neuron development.